Molecule: messenger RNA, 3119 nt
Organism: Daphnia pulicaria
Lineage: Eukaryota; Metazoa; Arthropoda; Branchiopoda; Diplostraca; Daphniidae
Product: 5-hydroxytryptamine receptor 1-like
Exons: 4
Coding region: 429-2540 (703 amino acids)
Biological process (GO): adenylate cyclase-activating adrenergic receptor signaling pathway
Cellular component (GO): membrane
Molecular function (GO): G protein-coupled amine receptor activity
Source: RefSeq, a predicted model, not a curated record
UGCUGCCUACUAGUCUACUACUAGACUACUCCAUAUAGGUUAUAGUGUGCACCUUGAGGCAAAACAGUCGACGUCGAAAGCUUCUCGGGAGCAGCGCGAAAUUCGUUCGCCCGCCGGUGUCGGAUAAUUUUUAUUCCCGAAUGAAAUUUCGAAUUUUUAGCGCCAAAAAUUAUUUUUCAAAUUUCCCCCCAAUUUCCCGCGUGCCGUGUGAAAAUAUACAUACAUACCAAGUGCGCAUAGUUCGCCGAUGGGCAAUUUCGCGGAUUAAGCGGACUUUUAACGAAUGUGAUUAGAUCAUGGGCCGGAAUUGCAUUAUUCCGGUUGGACGUCAAACUCUGCGACGACCGCCCAUCAGCCGGCCAUCGACAAUUUGAUCGAUUGCAGAGAUUUCCAGGGGGAAGAAGAAAAAAGGAAACAAAAUCGUGGCCAUGGAAGUCGAUGUGAUUGGAUGGAACAAUUUACGACAGUCGUCGACCUGGUUGACGAUGGCCGCCGGCUCGUUGGAUUAUUCCGGCGAUCCGUCAACCCUCAACAACCAAACUCUGACUGGCGGCCCGGUAGAUCCGCCGGAAGACGAUGGAUCCAACACAAUAGCCAUCGGCGGAAGCGGAGGCGGUGGAAUGAUUGAGAAUUACAGUUUGACGGAGACGAUCCUCAUUAGCGCCGCCCUUUUGUUCAUCAUCGUCGGCACCGUCGUCGGCAACAUCCUCGUCUGCGUCGCCGUUUGCCUAGUCCGUCGCUUGCGACGUCCGUGCAAUUACCUGCUGGUGUCGCUGGCCGUGUCCGACCUGUGCGUGGCCCUGCUGGUGAUGCCCAUGGCGCUGGUCUACGAGGUGCUGGGCACUUGGCCGUUCGGCGCCAGCGCCUGCGACACUUGGGUGGCCUUCGACGUCCUGUCGUGCACGGCGUCCAUCCUCAACUUGUGCAUGAUCAGCGUCGACCGCUACUGGGCCAUCACCCGCCCGCUGGACUAUGGCGUCAAACGGACGCCGGCCCGGAUGAUUUCCUGCGUCGCCCUCGUCUGGAUCUCGUCCGCCUGCAUUUCUCUGCCGCCUUUGCUCGUCCUGGGCAACGAGCACGGACCAUCCGCCACUCCUCAUCCACCGGCCACCACCACCAGCAGCAGCAUCCUGCCCAGCCACAUUAAUUACAAUAACAGUCAAAUGAGUCCGAUGACCGUGUCCAGCAACGGACCAUUGGCCAAUUUCUUUGAAUUGGCCACGGCUGCUGCCGGACAAGAUUACCAGUGUCAAGUGUGUCAAGAGUUUGGCUACCAGAUCUACGCCACCCUGGGCUCGUUCUACAUCCCGUUGGCCGUCAUGGCGGCCGUCUAUUACCAAAUCUUCCAGGCGGCCAAACAGAUCGUCGACGAAGAGAAAAAGGCCCAAAGUCAUUUGCUGAUGACCAGAACCAACAGCUGCGCCAAACAAAAAGCGGCGGCAGCCGUCGGUGGUUCUGGCCAGCCUCAGCAACCGGUCCAGUCAUCUCUCCUGGUCCGUCCUCUCCACCAGCCCAGUCUCUGCACCAGCGCCGCCAUGGUUGUUGUCCGUCGUCACAGCGACCGACGGAAUUCCUCGAUGGACAGCACGGACCACAGCUGGGUGGGCAACCAUUGCAACGGUGUCGUCCGUCCAACAACUUGGCCGCCAAACCAUGACGUCUGCAUUUCGUCAUCUUCCGCCUCUUCCUGCUCUUCCCUAAUGGGCACGGUGAGAAACGAGUCGAAAUUGCAGAGUCAGGCGAAAGAAAAGGAAAAAAUCCAGGAGAAAGUCCAGACAUCCGGUGCCCCUCAUCCGCUGAGUCGACUGGAUCAGGUCAACAACAUGUCGCUGCUGGACAUUCCCCGCAGCGUGAGCAACAACUGCCCCCGUCGCCGCUAUUCCUCGUCGGCCGCCAGCACGGCCGAAAUCCACGUCUACGACGACGACGAUCCGGAAGGAUCGAACCGGCGGAGCCGCAAUCCCUCAGUCGGCAACGCCCAACUGUCGGGCGCUCCUGAUCUCUCGUCCACCCAGUCAACAGGAGCCGCUGCUGCUCUCCAUGUUCCCUCGGCAGUGCCAGCGGCCCCUCACCGGAAUAAUCGCCAGAGCAUCCGCACUCCCACCCACCAGGAGAAUCAACUCCAGCGGCGAGGAAGUCGCAACCGAUUGCGUUUCGCACUCAACAAGGAGCGCAAGGCUUCGACGACGUUGGGGAUCAUCAUGAGCGCCUUCACGUUGUGCUGGUUCCCGUUUUUCGUGCUGGCCCUGGUCCGUCCGUUCAUGAGCCACCAGACGGCCUCGUUGGUCAUCCCGCGCUGGUUGUCGUCGCUCUUCCUCUGGCUGGGCUACGCCAACAGUUUCCUCAACCCCGUCAUCUACGCCACCACCAACAAGGACUUCCGGUUGCCCUUCCGCGAGAUCCUUUGCCUCAGGUGCAAGUCCCUUAACUCGGUCAUGAGGGAGGAUUUCUACCAGUCGCAGUACGGCAAUGAAGCCAACAAAACGGCCCUGGCCUUGGCCGGCGGUGCCACUCAGUUGUCUGCAACCGCCUUUCUCUAAACAACCGCCCCUUAAAAUAAAAAUAUUUGAAAAACUUUCAACCACAAAAUAAAAUUUCAAAGAUUUGAAUAGACACCGAAAAUCCUCUGAUUUAAUAGUCAUCUUUUGUUGUUGUUGCUGUUGGUUCAACAACAUUCCCAUAAACGUGUGUGUUGUCAUUAUUUGGCCCUGUGUCUGUAGGUUUGUCCAUUUUCUUUUCAAAAAAUUAUCUGUUUGCCGCCGGCGUAACUGUCAACCGUGUAUCAUAUCUCACUGUGUGGUAAUCUCGUUGAGUGUAACUCAUUUUGACUGAUUCAAAAAGAAGGUCUAUAUAAAAUCCUAUACGUGUAGAGUUUAUUUAUUGAUAUUUAUCCGGCUGGCGCUCAUCAUCCAUCGUUUGUUAUUUGACGUUGAUGUCGUCGUGUGUUUCGUUCAUAAAUCCCAAAUAUUUACACGUUAUAACCGUCAUUUUCUUGUAUCGGAGACGCGUUGAUAUAUAUACAUUCUAUCCCUUGGCAAACAAAUUGGAUGUCACCAAUGUGUAUAAAAUAAGGUCCAAUGUUAUUUAUAUUUAUCCCGCCAGAAAUGACAGCACAAAAU